AUGCUUAAGGCAAGCCAGGAGCCCGUCAAUGGGUUCGCAUCUAGCAACGGUAUAGAUUUUAAAUUCAGUCCGGCAUAUUCUCCUAAUUUCGGGGGUUUAUGGGAGGCGGGAGUUAAAGCCGCGAAAUUUCACCUUAAACGUGUAGUAGGAUCUUCUAACUUAACCUUUGAGGAGUUAACCACACUGUUCACUCAAGUAGAAGCUAUAUUGAAUUCGCGGCCGUUGACACCUAUGUCUUCCGACCCAUCCGAUCUCUCACCGCUUACACCUGGUCACUUCCUGAUCGGGCGGCCAUUGGCUUCGUUGCCAUCUCCGCCUACACAGAAGAUGAACCUCAACCGCUACCAUCAUCUUGAAGCCCUUAGACAACACUUCUGGAAGCGAUGGACUCGGGAGUUCCUUUCUGAUCUUCAACAGCGUGUGAAAUGGAGAGCCACAGGACACGGGGUCAAACUUGGGGACCUAGUUAUUCUCAAAGACGACAACUUACCGCCAUUGAAGUGGAGUCUUGGCCGCGUCGAAACUCUGCACCCAGGAUCCGACGGCGUCACGAGAGUUGUAGACGUCCGAACAGGAAAAGGGCUGGUUCGACGAGCUGUCUCUAAGCUCCGUCCCCUACCUUCUAACCAAGAAGACGAUGACCAAGCAACGAUCUUGAAACCAGGAGGUUUCAAGGCCCCCGAGGAUGUUAACGCCAAUACAUAA
Molecule: messenger RNA, 705 nt
Organism: Cydia pomonella (codling moth)
Lineage: Eukaryota; Metazoa; Arthropoda; Insecta; Lepidoptera; Tortricidae
Exons: 1
Coding region: 1-705 (234 amino acids)
Molecular function (GO): nucleic acid binding
Source: RefSeq, a predicted model, not a curated record